AUGUACUUGAUCAGUGUCUUUGGAAACCUGCUCAUCAUCCUGGCUGUCAGCUCUGCCUCCCACCUCCACACGCCUAUGUAUUUCUUUCUCUCCAUCCUGUCCUUUGUGGAUGUUUGUAUCACCUCUACCAUCAUCCCAAAGAUGUUGGUAAAUAUACAGACACAGACUAAAGUUAUAACCUAUACAGGAUGCAUCAGCCAGAUCUAUUUUUCCACACUCUUUGCAGGCUGGGACAACUUUCUCCUGGCCGUGAUGGCCUAUGACCGCUUCGUGGCCAUCUGUCACCCCCUGUACUACACGGUCAUCAUGAACUCCCGGCUCUGUGGACUGCUGGCUCUGGUGUCCUGGAUCACGAUUGUCUCCUUAUUUUAUUGCACGGUCCUGGAAGGGUACCUUAUCUCCUCUGCUACGCAGAACUCCCACUCAAGUGCAACAGCCUCGGUGAUGUACACGGUGGUCACGCCCAUGCUGAACCCCUUCAUCUACAGCCUGAGGAACAAAGACAUAAAGGGGGCUCUGAGGAGAUCCUUCGGGAUGGCAGGGACAAAAGGGACCAUCGUCCUGCUGGUGAAGAAGUGCCCUUGA
Molecule: messenger RNA, 585 nt
Organism: Leopardus geoffroyi (Geoffroy's cat)
Lineage: Eukaryota; Metazoa; Chordata; Mammalia; Carnivora; Felidae
Product: olfactory receptor 7A17-like
Exons: 2
Coding region: 1-585 (194 amino acids)
Biological process (GO): G protein-coupled receptor signaling pathway
Cellular component (GO): membrane
Molecular function (GO): G protein-coupled receptor activity; olfactory receptor activity
Source: RefSeq, a predicted model, not a curated record